This is a messenger RNA of Podarcis lilfordi (Lilford's wall lizard), 12927 nucleotides long. NCBI's taxonomy places the organism in Eukaryota, Metazoa, Chordata, Lepidosauria, Squamata, Lacertidae. The record is from the annotation of a GenBank genome assembly.
CCGGGGGCGGCUCUCCCCGCCGGGGCAGAUCCCGGCCAGCCGUGCCAAGCGCGCAACGCCAGCAAGCGCGGCUGGGCGCCGGCUCUUGUGCUGGACGUGGCACCGGGCGGAGGCGGGCGCUGCUGCUGCUGCUGCGUGCAUGGAGCAGAGGCUGGCCGAGUUCCGGGCUGCCCGCCGCGGCACCCGCCACACCGCUCCCUCGGCAAAGCCCCCAGGAAAGGCGGCGGAGGCGGAGAAGGAGCAGGCCCAAGCCCGGCCCCCGCUGCCGAGUGAGGUUGGUUAGCUUCGGCCCGAGGCGGCUCCGCCUCCCGAGGCGCGUUGCGGGGAGGGGAAGGCCGCGUUUUCAGCCGCUCGGCCUCGGGUAGACGCGCAUAGGAUCGCGCCGCCACUCUCCUUGCAGGUUCUUCUGCCGCUGCAGCCGCUCUCCCGUCAGAGCUGCCGCGUGCAAUAUUGCAACUCAAGGCGAGGCUUAUGUUGCGCGGUACCGCUGCACGAGUGUUGUGUGCUCAGUGCUCCAGCACCAAAAACGUCAGGCGAAAGUUGUUAGCCUGGCCGCCUUUCUGACGUACUGAUUUCCUGCGUGUACAGGUUCCUUCAUUCCUGCAUCGCAGGGGGUUGGACUAGAUGACCCUAGGGGUCCCUUCCAGCUCUGCUGUUCUAAGGUUAUCUCCUUCCUCCACCCCGCCGUGUUGGAGCAUUCACAAAUGAAACCCCUGCCUUGAGCACUCCAGGAAGAACUUUAGCACUUGGCUCUGCUCUUCCUAUACUGAUUUAUUUAUCCUCAGAGAACCUUCUCUCUCUCCUGGGCUCUACUAUUAUCUCAUACAUUUUAAUCACUACAGUUUUCUAACCGAGAUCCUCAGGGCUUUCUCAUCUCUACACCAUCCCUGUGAGGUAGGAAUAGGAUAGGCCGAUGAUCUUCAUGUUUCUUCUGUAGCUUUGUCGUCCCUGGAGCAAUGAAUGAGUCAGGGCAAGAUGCACAGCCAAGCAAGAAUUUGAACCCAAGUGUGCCUGGUGGUGAUGCUUUCUGUUUUACAGUGCAUACUGAUCAAAAUGUUCAUUAUGAUUGGGAGCGGGCAUGUGUGCUCGUGAAACCUUGUUGGGGCAGCAUUGUAACACCAUUUGCACCAUAUCGUGGAGAUGUGGUCCAGCGUCCUUCAGGAAUUUAGCCAUACAUGGUCGGUCCAUCUUUUAUUACGGAUGGAGGACAAUUUUUCUUCUCAUGGCAACAGUUGCCUUGCAGUUCAUCAUUUUACCAUCUAGUGAGGUGUUCCAAGGGAUUGACAGUAUAGUUGGGGAAAACUACAUGUUAUAGAGAGUUAAAUUGGUAAAUUUUGUUAAGAAAAGGAAACAGGAGUAAGGCUGAAGAGUAAGCGUUAGAAAUAAGGGUUUGAGACAGCAUGCAAACAAACAAAACACCCAAACCCUCUCAUCUGCUGAGAUUAGUGAGAACAGUGGUUCUCAAAAGGCUGUGGCGUGCCACGCUGGCGUGACAGGAGAGGGUGGCAUGUGUGGCAGGAAGAUUCAAGGACAAUUAAAUAAAAAUUUAAAUGUUUCAGUGUAGUAUAGAUUGGUAUUAAAAUAUGUUUUUUUAUUUGUAGAAUAUGGAUAGGUAUCUUUUCAAAAUGAGAACAAGAACACAGGCUUUUCCACUACAGUUCUCCCUGACAUAUUAUUGUGGCAGACAGGGAUUUUCAACUUGACAAAUACGAAAGAUCAGAAAACAGAAGGGUUUCUUUGUGUUGGAUAAGGAGAUGAGAGUUUGUCUCAAAUUAGACUUAAUAUAAACGAGAUUACCCAGCAAAAGCAAUCUCAUACCUCUCAUUGAAUUUGUAUACAUACUUAAGGUACAUAUGUUGUAAGAGGCACAUUUAUAAUUAUAUUUUGGGAGUGAGUCAUGUUCUUACGUAGCUGCAUUGUUUUAUACUUUCUAGAUGUCCCAUGAUCAUAUUAUAAAGUAGUUGUAUUCCAUGUUAUAAAUCAAGCGCUGCUAGUUGUUUCUUUUUGUUUUCCAAUUUAUUUUUAUCAAUAAAAAAUGGGUGUGGCACAAAGUUUUAUUCUGAAAGUGUGGCCCAGAGAAAAGUUUGAGAACCACUGUUCUAAUAGUAGGGCUGGAGGGGAUGGGCUGAACGGAUAUUUUAGCUACAACUUACUGAGAAUAUAGUUUAAUGAGCUUUCUGCUCUGGUCCCAAGUUCUUUUUUCAGAAUAACUGAGCAUGAGUCUAUAGACAUACCAUUAUUCAUUAUUUGCUGUUUUAUACUUUAUAAAAGCUGAAUCCCAUCGGUUAUGGUGUUGCCCAUGGUCUUCCUGUUUGGAGAUAUUCUGCUGAAAUUUCAGUUUUCUUUGCCCACCUCAGUACUGGUAGCUAGUGAGCCAUGUCUCUGGAUGAUGAUGAUGAUGAUGAUGAUGAUUUUGGAGGGUGGGAACUAAAAACACUGGUCAUCAUUAUAGGUGUGAAGGGUUGGGAAAAAACUGAGGGAAAACAUUUUUCUCCAAAGCCACCCCCCACCUCCAAAUUAAUAACCCCAAAGGAUUAUGAAAUAUUUUCUUUUAGAAAUAUGAACAGAAUGUUUAAAAGAAGAUGGAGCUAGGAUACUUCAGUCAGUAGAGCAUGAGAUUCUUAAUCUCAGGGUCAUGGGACAUAGUGGACAAAAGAUUCCUACAUUGGACUAGAUGUCCCUCAUGGUCCCUUCCAAUUCUAUAAUUCUAUGGUUUAGCCCCCCAAAAUGAUUACUAAAACUGUAUCAGGAAGACUUUUAUCUAAGACUGUGUACAGAUCAUUACAAUUUCUGCACACUGUGACAAACAAUUCCUGAGCUGUGCAAUGAGAGUAAAAUGCAAGAGCAAGAUGCAUUUCUGCUUCUAGGAAGGCACUGCCAUUGAAACAAGAGGAGGAUUCAGUUCCUGCCAUUGUGUCCUUCUGAUUGUUGGCAUAGUUGGUGGAUCUGUUUGUUCUCUUGACUAGGCCUCAAAGGACUGGGAGUGGGAGAAAGUGCAGAACACCAUAAUUUUGUUGCCACCCAGUUCAUGCUGCUGCAAAUCUGUCAGAUCCAAGAUUCAAAGGCAGAAAUGUAAGUGGUGAUAGCACUGCUUCUGUAUUUGAGUGGAAUACAAAACAAGCAGCACUCGUUGGACUUGUUGUUGGAAAGGUAUUUUCGAAUGCUGCAGAGCACAGAAAAUCUUCAGGUAAUUGCAUUCUGCAAUUCUACCAAGCAUAUAUUUCCUGCAACAUGGUGACAUGGCCUUUGCCCAGCACAGCCUGACUCCUCUUGCUUCUUACCUACUUCCUACCUAUUGCUCAAUCUUCUGCAGCGUGUGAAAAAAGUGGUCUUUUUUGGAAAUCAAUAUUCCAUCACGAAAUUGAUCUUAGAAACAAUUGUUGUUCUAGUCUUAAUUAUUUGUCCAUUGCAUAAAUAACCUAGGUGGCUUUUUAUUUUAUUUUGCAGGAAUCCAGUCAAAGGCCAGAAAGGCCCCAAACUGAAGCUGUUACAUGCCCUGCACCAUGGUGGACCAGUUGCUUUCUUCUGAAUGUCACCUUUCUCAAGUUUCUCAUCUGGCUUGUCUUACUGGGACUGUUUGUGGAACUAGAGUUUGGUUUGCCUUAUUUUGUCCUGUCUAUGUUUUACUGGAUCUAUGUAGGAACCCGCGGCCCUGGAGAAAGACAGACUGGAGAAAGAAGUGCCUAUUCUGUCUUUAACCCAGGGUGUGAAGCCAUUGAUGGAACACUUACAGCAGAACAGUUUGAGAGAGAGCUACAGUAUCGGCCCUUAGCCCAGAGGUAACUAGUGCCUAUACCAGUAUCACUAGGUCUAUCCCUCACUUGAGCAAAAUGGGAACUGUUUCCUGUGAGAUUUUUCAUCUCUAGAAAUGUUUACGAUAUUGUAAUUAAAGAGUUGAGCUGCAGUUACUGUUUCUUAUAAAACAAACAACUAAAGACAGUAUAUUAAACAUACAUAUUCAGCCUCCCCCCCAAAAAAAAGGCUCCUAUUCUAGGCUAUAUGGUUCUCACCAUUGAAGCUGUUAUUUUCAUAGACAUCCCUUUCAAAUGAAAGCAAAAUAUCUUGGCCAGCUUUAUAUUAAAAGAUCCAGGAAUGCAUGUACAAAUAUGCAUAUAUAUUUAGAGCAAUGCCGAACAUUAAUAUAUGCACCUAUUCUUUUCCUUGGGGUUUCUCUCCUCACCUAAGUUGAAUUUGGAGACCUCAACAGAACCAGCUGGAGGGGCAGGGGGACCUUACCUUUCAUUGAGCAAUAACCUUCAAGUCUGCUUAUAACUUCUUUUAAAAAUUUGAUCCACUCCAGUGUCAAAAGCAGAAGAGCCACAUUUGUGGAAAGGAUAAUGUGACAAUAUAUAUACAUUAGGUUUGUAUUUCUACUGUAUGUGUGUUUGAUUUAUGCUCAUUGAACUGAAAAUUUGGAUCUACACCCCACUUUUAACAAAAGUCAGCUUGCACAAAAAGUUAAACUGUACUAACACCACCACAUAUGAACAAAACAGCUGCACUAAAUUGGCAGGGGGAAAACAGCAGAUAUCAUUUGCAGAAGUGGUAGAGCUAUGUACCAUCAGCAUGCAGAUGACAUCUCAGCUCAAACUUCCGCAUUCCCAGUGCGGGGAUUUAAGGCACUUGCCUGGAAGCAAGUGAUAUUGAACAUCCAUAGGAUUGUGCUUCAAAUCACCUCCUAAUAGGUGCAGAAGUAAGGUGUGAUUAAUAAACUAACAAAAUAUGAGAAUGUGUUACAAAGGCUUGGAAAAGGCAAACAAAUUUUACUGGUGUGUUGUAUCAGGUGUUGCUUGCAGAAAGCCACAUAUUUUACUUUUUGAAAACAAGCAGGUUGACCAGUCUACCAGCUGAGGUACAAUAUGUUUUAAAUGAAUUUAGUACCUUUUAGCAGACAAUGUCUAAACACAUAACAUACUGUUAAAAUGGAAUCCAUCAGCAUGGUUGGAGUGUUAACUCCUGUUCCUCAGAAGAGUAGCUCCACUACUCUAAUUCCCUGGGACGUUGGAUGUGGAUGGAGAGAAAUUUCCCAGGCCAGAUUACCUGUGUGCAGUUCUGCAGACAGAUUCCCCACUCCCAUACGUGGGGGCCAUAGGAUAGUGGCGCCAUCUGAGUCAGUAGAGACUAUUAAAGCCUAUUUUCAACUCUUAUUGAAUUUAUUACAUUUCACUGUUCGAGUGUGUGUGUGUUUACAAUGUCAGGCACCUGAUUUGAUUCCAUAAAGAUCAGCUUUAUCUUGUAUUAGGGAUACAAGAGAUGCUAGGUGUGCAAAUUUUAUUUUUUUCGGUUGCUUACUUUUUGAAGAUUUAUUCAAUUCAUUCAUUGGUAUGUGUGGAUUCAAGGCCUGAUAUUUUAAAAAUUCAUGAAGGGGAAAAAAAACUUGAUUGAUUCUGCUCAAGUAGAUCUAAAGUAAACUGAGAUACAAAUAAAUUUAAGUCUGACACAUCUUGGAAACCGUGAGGAGAGAAUUACACAGUUAACAUCAAUUGCAGCAAACCUUUAUAUGGUAAAUUACAUUGCUUUUGCAAGACAAGGAUGAAUUCGCACGUGCACAAAGGAACAUAAUUCAUAAUUUGUUACCCAUUUUUAUAACAUUAAAAAAUAAAUACAUGCAAUUGUUUUUUUAAAAAAAAUCAAAACAGGAAGGAUAGAAAUAUGACAUUCACUCAUUUUUAAUGCUUAAUAUAUAUAUAUAUAUUCACCAUUUUGGUACAUUUGCAAUACGUGCCUCCACUUAGGUGCCUCACAAGUUGUAUUAAUUUAACAAGACUUGUGUGCAUAACUGUGGAAUGAAACUUAAGUAGAAUCACAGUGAGUGAGCAGGUUGCUGGUGCGUCUUGGGUUGCUCAAACUGUUUUUGAGCGCCGUAUGAAGAGCAGUCUUAAAGCAUACUAUGAAUUCCAAAGCAAGGGCAGCUUGAACAUUGAGGCUCAUGCACAUUUCCUCUAUUCAUCGGUACUAGUUUUAUUGGGAACGUUAUAAACAGGCUGCUGGUAACGAGAGGGCGUUUCUUGUUUCCCAAGGCUGCUUCCACCAGUCCACAGACAUUGCUGAAGAGAGGUCUUGAAUGCUCUUUUCUGCAUCUGCCGUCUUCUCCCAAGACUAAACAAGCCUUUAAAGGAGUUGCAUAUACUGCAUCCAUCAUCACUUUACUAGGAACACGUUCCAGAAAUGAAAAAUAACUGGCUGAAAGAGGAAUAGCAAUACAAUAGAACAAACAAAUUUAACAACACCAACACUACAUAAUCAGUAGUAAGAGAGGAUUGUGUAUGGGUGGUUUUUUUGGCAGCAAUUGUUUCCUUGGUUAGAGUAAACUGGAAAACAUCUUGUCAGUUGCAAAAGGGCUCUUUGCGAUUUGGGUGGGCUCUACCCAUCUCCUUCCAUGGUCAGAAUGCUCCUGUAAUUCUGCUCCUUGAAAGCACCAUUGAACCAAGCUCUGCCAGUAUGGUUUCCAUAACCUGCCAAGAUAGGUCUGGGGCAAGACCAAAAUAAGGUGGGGGCCCAUGUUUAAUUGAAUUUUAUUAUUUAUUUUUCAAAAAAGGCCUUCAAAAGAGGAGAGGUUAAAAAUUAAGGGAAACACAAAGUGAUUUUAAGAACAAGGGAACAGUUAGUCAAAGUUUUUAACAGCCAUGAAUUUAAACUGCUGCCUAGCCUAGAAUUUUGGUGAAAAUGAAAGAUAAAUAAGAGAAGGUUCAAUUUACACACCAAGACAAAAUUUACUAAAAUUUAGAAAAUGUCUCCUGGGACACAUUCAGUAACCUUGCCUACUGCCUUUUUUCUUGCUGUUCGGUGAAGCAUGUGAUGUUGUUUCCCAUAUGACAAGAUCUAUUAUGCUACAGGAAUUCCAAUGUUGACUAAAGGGCAAAUUAAACAUGGUGGAGCAUGUCACUCAUGUGUCUGCUCUCCUCUCAUAUAACACUGAGCUUGUCUCCCUUCCACAUGCUCCCCCUUCCUUUGUGUAAAUCAGGGGUGGGGACCUCAGCCAGUGGGGUGAGAUGCAACCUUCCUGGACUCUAGUUGGCCCUGGGAACUCUACAGGCGUGGCUUAGACACUGCUAAUCUUCUGAAGUCCCAUUUUCAAAACAAUCUCUAGUAAUAACUGCACAAGAAGCAUUCACAGAUCUCAACCAUGCUUGCCUAUAAAUAGGCAUCUGUAGCACAACUAUUUCCCACCUAUAGGGAUUGUGUUGGAGUGAAUUGUGAAAAGUAUAAUGGGGAAAAGCUUGCAGUUGUCAGCUUUUAAAACCAGGGAAGUGGCUUGAAGGAGGCCAGUGGAGACAGUCUAUAUGACCGGCUCUAUAGACAAUUUUAAAUUUGUGGCAGCUACAGUUGCUGUGUCUGAUGUGCUGUGUCUUUCAAAACCAGCCGAUUCAACUCCUUAAAAGGGUUUGGUAUUCCAGAUCAUUGAGCAUCCCACAUCACUGAAUUAUGCUAGCAAACCUACUUGAGUCCAGUGGAUUUUGGUAGCUUCAGGUUCUCAAGAAACUAAUACGUUGUAGCUCACUUCUGGCUACAGAAUCCUAAUAUGCUAGUGUAACAGUAUAAAAGCAUCACUCCAGCAUGGCUUAGAGCAGGGGCAGCCAAUGUGCUGCUCUUAGAAGUUGUUGGGCUACAAUUGCAUUCCCCCCCCCCAACCAUUUGUAUGCUGGCUGAGGCUGCCGGAAGGUGGAGUCCACAACAUCUGGAAGCUACCACACUGACUGCCCUGGAUUACCACGUUGGUGAAGGUUUCUCUACUGUUAGGUGCACACAGUAUAUACGGAUGCAGCUUGCAAGCCCCAAUUAUGCCAUCACAGUACACAGCCAUAGGGAUUUCUAUGCAUGUUCUUCACAACACAGGGACAGUCUCCUGGGCCCACAGCAGAACCUUUCAGAUUCUGGUAAAUCCAAGGUCCAGUCCAGAAUGGCCACAAUAGUAUCAUGCAAUAUGUUUUUAGAGGAGAUGACAAGUUUCAAAUGUACUUCAACUCGGUGCUGCAGUGCACACCAUUACUACCAAUAAGGUAAUUAAUAUAUGAUGAUCUCUGGAACCAGAGUUUCUCUGUAUGCAAUCAAACGUUCUAGGAAUGACUGGCAACUUGAAUUGGAUUUACUGAAAAGGCAAAUUGGAUUUAUAUAUUUUUAAUUCAUUCCUGCUGAGCAGUCUACAUAAUUUUUAAGAUUCUAAAGGCUUAUUGACAAGCAAGAAAUCUGGCUGGCUGCAGCAAAGAAGAGUGAGCUGGCCAAAGUGCUGAAAAUAUAGCUCCUGAAUCAGCUUGUUUUUGUUUUCAACAUCUAGCAUAAAAGAGCCCUGUAGCUAUAAGACACUUGAAAAGGAAAGAAAAAGAGCAAGGCAUAGAAAAACCUAUGCUAAAGUUCAGGACUCCUGUGAACAAAUGAUUAAAGUUCUAAAAUACUAAAUUCUACAUUUGUGUCUCUAUAGAUGUUAUAAAGGGUAUUAUUUUCUCCAUGUUCCUGUUUAUCUGCUUCUAUACCUACAAGGGGCAGAGAAUAAUACGUUGUUCCCUGUCAAAUACUCAAUUCCAGAAAGCCACUAAUUACUUUGGUUCAUAGUAAUAUUUGUGCAGCCUUCUGAAGCAGUAAAGGGCUAUGAGAGUGGUAAGACUGGGCAUUUUAAAAACCCCCACCAAUGACAGCAGAAAGGGUGUGCAUUCAUCACCUGGAAAAGAACCAUCAUCUGCACAUAGAUUUAAGUUUCUCCGAGAGAGAAAUUACUCUUUAACAUGUUUGAGAGCAUGCAACCGAAGGCAACAUCAAAUAUCCAGUAUUCAUAUACUUCAAUCAUGGACGUACCAGCAAAAAUUUAUCUGAAUGGCACAAGAACAAUUCAAGCCUUUUCAAAUGAUGACAUAGUAGGUGGAUCCAGUCACCAGUACUAUAUGCUGUCUCCAAGCAGUGGAUGAGUAGAAUAGUCCUGCUGGGGUCAGUAGAGGAUUGCUCUGCCACAUAGAAAUUGCCUGUUUAUCAGGUUUACUAUGCUGCUGUUUUUUUACAAAAAUGAGGGAUAGAAUCCAAUGCUGCAGAGAAGAAAUGUACAGCAUGCACUAUUUUUUAAAAAAGAGGUAUGUGAAAGCAUAAGGGUGUAAAAUGGUUAUUUGUUAAAUAAUCUUUCCCAUUUUUAAUUGUACACAUUACCAUAAAACAGAGAACACCUCACGCAACAAAAAGUAAACUACGUCUUACUGUGCCAUAGGAGUGAAGAGAUGAAUAACCGUUCAUUGCAAAUAACGUCACUGGCACUGGCCAUUAGGUGUCCACAACACCACAUGUGACAUUCAAAACUGCAGUGAAUAUACUAUUCUUGCAGUGUGAUUAGAGGGGAACACAAAAGUCCCAUCUGUGGAAAUGCCUGGAACACCCAAGUCAAAUGACUGCAUAUUGGGUGUUUAAGAAAGCUACCACUUGGAAAGGCUUGAAAUGCUUCUACAGAUUAUGGUGACUGUUUCUUUGUAACCAUGCAAAAGUUUAAUCUCCCCUUUUUCCCAAUGGGAGUUUUUUCUUGUUUGUAAUGAUCAGCUGCAUCCUUGUAAUUUAAUCAGUAAAGCUGUCAACCUGUCUACCCACGCUAAUAAAUGAUUACCUUUACGCUUUGUGACAGCAUCAACACAGUGUUUAUAGGCUUUGGGCACCUGGAGGCCUCUGAUAUUGAGAAGAAAUGCUUUAAGCUUACUUUAAAGAGCAUGUCCUCCCCUCAAAUGUAUUGAUUAUAUUAGGUGGCCGCUUUAUUUUGAAAGCUUGUCCAGCUGCCUGCAGCCAUGAACGAGGGAGGUUCAAGUCUUCCAAAGGCCUCAUGCAAUCUGGCUGGCUGGAUAUUCAAGGGGAUUCGAUUGUACCUCCUACAGUUCAUGUUAGUUGGUCAGACUCCUCUGCACUAGCCUCCACAGAAAUCUUAGCUGAAUGUAGCCUGGAAAGUGGCAGCAUAGACUGUGCUCCCCAGGGUACCUCCGCUGCUUAUACUGUUGGCUGGGUACUUGAGAGGCUUCAUGUUGCUGUCUCUGCGGACAUAAAAGUGCUCUAGUCGCCAGCGCUCCCAGCUUUUCUGAAAUUCUGUCCGAACCUUGCAUAAGGAAACAAAAAGGCAAGAGAGAGUGAAAGGGGAAUAAUCCAGUUUUGAGCCACUUCUAUUGUAGCACUAAGAAAAGAUGAAAUAUCCCAUAUAAUUAAACACUGGCAAGGUUCUAAAGCUCCCUUGUUAUUGUUUCAGAUAAUUUCUGUAAUUACUUAAUCAGUCCUUCAUAGGUAGUUUCAUAACCAAAAAUAAUAGCCCUCUCUCCUUCGUCUAUAAAUAGAUGUAUGCCUUAACUGAACUCCUUGCAGCAACCCGUUGAUCUAAAGUUAAGAGGGCACAUGGUUCAAACUAGUCUGAAUUUCCUGCUUCAACGCCAUUUUGAGAAUCCAAGAUACUCACUGUGACUGUCAACAAGUGUAUUUCUGCAUAUAGAUAGAGCUAAAGACCACAAUUUAUAGAAUGUUAAUUCAACAGUUUUAAAAACUUGCAUAAGACUGAAAUUCUAGGCAUGCACAAGCUUUAAUCCUACCCCUGUUGAACCACACUGACAUACUUCUGAAUAGACAUGGCUAGGAUUGUGCUGUUACUUGGGAGUGCCCUUGAAGUGAGAGGGACUUACUGCUGGGUAAAGAUGCAUAGGACUGGACUGAGGGGGCAAUCACCUGGCAAAUGCCGUUAUGCUGACUUUGAGAUCCACAGCAACAAAAAAAGGGGAGGAUUGGAGUGCUAAGAACGCACGCGCACACACACACACACACACACACACACACACGCACACACACAAUGUAAGUGAAAAGAGAGUAUUUUAAGUCACUAUGGUUGGGUGUGGAUACAAAUUGGAAAAGCCGCAAAAGUAGGCUCACCCCAUCUCGUUUUCUCAUUUCCUAAAAAAAUUUAAUGGGGGAAAGUAGCGUUUAAAUCCAAUUGUCACUGCAAGACCAAGUCUAGUGACAUGUGAAAGAAACUUAGCACAUAAGCAGGCAGCAAAGUUGGUACAACAUGUUCAAAUCUAUUAGAGAUAUCUGUUCUUAGGCUAUUGGUAAGGGGGAAAUAGCAUUUGUAUAAAGCAAAUUAUUUUUUUUUUAAGCUAUUAGAGAUCCAGUUCUGUAGCAUUCCCCCCCCCCCCCUGUAAGCUUGGACAAGGGUGUCGAUGAUGUACUACUCUCUGGUUUCUCCCCCAGCCCCCAGGAGCUUCCUUGGCUGCCCCAUAAGCCACUUUCUCAAGUACCUAUGAACUGAAAGCUCCAAAACUGUACUGAUUAAGGACAGCUCACCAUUAGGCCUUACAGUACUUAUCUUAAACUAGAACUAUAGAUCCAAAUGGAAUGCAAUAGAAUCGUAGAGUUGGAAGGGACUAUGAGGGUCAUCUAAUUCAACUGCCUGCAAAGCAGGAAUCUUUUGCCCAACGUGGUGCCCAAACCAAUGACCCUGAGGUGAAGAGCCUCAUGCUCUACCAACUGAGUAACUUUAGGUUCCAUCUUUGAACAUGGAUCUGCACUAAUCAUCUGUUAAGCAAAAUGUUUGGGGUCCAGUUACAAGAGUAAAAAGGGUGCACAGGUGGGAACUGCGGAUUUAAAUAGUUAAUUUUUUAUUCAGAGCUGCACAAUGUGUACACUAAGAUUUGAUCCAUCACGAUAGCAGCAAAAUUAGAAGCAGCAGCAAAGCCACUUAUCACAUCAGCUAGAAUUAGCUUUUUGCACAAAAAUAGAGGAUACUUAAUAAGGAAAUACUAUGUCCCUCUUGUAAAUGGAUAAUUGUGCAAGCAUAAGCCAGCUAAUUCAUCACAGUACAAGAGGUAGGUCUUGUACUGUAGAUAUUACUGUUAAGAGAGAAAAAAAUCCAUUAUGAGGUCUCUUACUGUUUAUGAUGUUUUCCAAAGGCUAGUCAUAUUAGCCUGUUGCAGAAAGCAACAGCAAAGAAUCCUGUGGCACAUAUUAAAGCAGGUGGUCCAGAUCUUAAUCUUCACAACCCUGGUGGGCCAAAUCUGACAGGUGGCCAGUCCCUAAAAUGAAGUUUCUGAGACCCCCUCAGGCACAGGGAUCUGGCGUCCACUGCGAAGACAUGCAAGUUCUACAACACUGCCUUGAAGAUAUCGCUCUGUUCUGAUCAAAAUUUCACACAAAAAAGAGAAACCAACCCAGAUUAUUGCCUACUAGGGCUGGGUGAUGUCGUUUUCAACAUCGUGAUACCAGCUAAACAUUGUGAUAUGCCAAUGUAUCAUGAUGUCUGAAAUAAGGAUGGAACUACGUAGAAGCAAAUGGGGUAAUGUCCUGGCAACUGCUACUACUUAGGGGUCUAAAACUGACAAAUUUUUACUUAUCUUUAACAUAUUGUUACAACUGUUAUUUUAUAGUUCAGCUAAUUUUAAAUUACUGUGUUAUCUCUAAAAUAGGGAGGGAAUCUAUUUAAUGGAAACCAAACACAAAAACACUAGGGGGGAAAAACCCUAUCUUUUUUCCCCCACUGGUGAGGGCAGGAGGGAACAAAGAAAAAGAAAGCAGCAGCAACACAUAAGGAAGUAUAGGGUUGUGGAAAGAAAUGUGUGUGAGAAAGCAAAGGGGUGAGGGGAGAAUUCAAGAGUGAGGAGGAGAAAAUUGGGAACGUAAUGAGGGGGGAGACAGAUCUGCACACACAGAAGAGAAGGGGGAAGAGGCUUAUAAAAUGGUGACCAAACUAUUCAAGUGUUUAAGCUUUUCAGAGUCCUUGUUUUCAUUCAAGUAAUGUAAUCCUUCUAAAUUGUAUUCUGGCAGGGUCAACAAAAUCCAAUUUGGCAACAAGAUAAUAAGGCUGUGCAACAAAAAUUCCUCCAAUCCUGAUACAUAAUUCAAGUUAACAAGCAAAGGGAUGUCAUCAUACAACUAUUCUUGUACCAAGAUCAAGGACUAUAGAGGUCUUCAACUACAACUCUCAACAUAUCAGGG